Molecule: messenger RNA, 366 nt
Organism: Caenorhabditis briggsae
Lineage: Eukaryota; Metazoa; Nematoda; Chromadorea; Rhabditida; Rhabditidae
Exons: 2
Coding region: 1-366 (121 amino acids)
Source: RefSeq, a predicted model, not a curated record
AUGAAAACACAACUCGUCCUGGUGAUCUUGUUGAUUUUUAUUUUAGGAUUGUCUUCAGAGAGUUCUGUAUCAUACAAUUCUGAAACUUCGGAAAAUGUGUUAUCGGAUAACAUAAUAGAAAAAGUUGGGAACUCUGAAGUGGAGGUGAUUGAUGGGAAUUACAGUGGAAAUCAGACAAAAAUCCGAACCGCUCGAAGAUAUUAUGGUGGUCGUGGCUGGAGACGUCGAUAUUAUGGAGGAUGGGGAAGACGAAGAUACUAUUCGUUUUACCGUCCAAGAUACUAUUAUUAUGGCGGAUAUUACGGUAGCUAUGGAUAUGGUUAUGGAUACGGAUAUGGAUACUACAGUUACUACUAUAAAGCUUAA